AUGUCAAGCACCCCUGCAUCAGCCAGUUCCGGCGGCCAACAAGUUUCAACUUCCGGUGGAAAGGGAAGAAACAAGGAAAUAUAUAAAUAUGACGCUCCUUGGAAUAUUUAUGCUUUAAACUGGUCUUUGAGGCCCGACAAACGUUUUCGUUUGGCCAUUGGGAGUCUUAUUGAGGAAUACAACAAUAAGAUACAAGUUAUAACACUAGACGAAGCGCAGGGAAAGUUUGUAGCUCAGACACCUUUUGCCCACCAUUAUCCGGCCACCAAGAUUAUGUGGAUACCUGACAUGAAGGGUACUUGCCCCGACCUCCUGGCCACUAGCGGUGAUUAUUUGCGUAUAUGGAAGGUCGGAGAUAAUGAUGUCAAAAUGGAGUGCAUGCUUAACAAUAAUCAAAAUUCCGAUUUUUGUGCCCCUCUGACUUCAUUCGAUUGGAAUGAAGUUGAUCCUAACCUAAUUGGUGCGUCGAGUAUUGAUACAACAUGCACUAUUUGGGGCCUCGAGACGCAACAAGUUAUUGGUCGAGCAAACACUAAGAAUGUCAGUGGGCAUGUAAAGACGCAGCUUAUAGCGCACGACAAGGAAGACGGUUACCGGUGUUUACAGUGUCUCAAUGAUACACAAGAUAUUAAGAGCCUUUCUACUUCCCGUUUAGGUGCUGAUGGCUCUGUACGACUUUUUGAUCUCCGAAAUUUGGAAACAUCAACUAUAAUUUACGAAAAUAUGUCUCGAACACCCCUCCUAAGGUUGGCCUGGAAUCGGCAAGACCCCAACUAUAUCGCAACGUUUGCUAUGAAUUCUAUGGAAGUAAGUUAA
This is a messenger RNA of Dibothriocephalus latus, 816 nucleotides long. Lineage: Eukaryota; Metazoa; Platyhelminthes; Cestoda; Diphyllobothriidea; Diphyllobothriidae. The record is from the annotation of a GenBank genome assembly.